Messenger RNA from Racocetra fulgida, 253 nucleotides. The record is from the annotation of a GenBank genome assembly. NCBI's taxonomy places the organism in Eukaryota, Fungi, Glomeromycota, Glomeromycetes, Diversisporales, Gigasporaceae.
UUUAGAAUUACUUCAAUCUGAAGAAUUUAUUUCUGAUGAAUGCAAUAAAAGUUCUCAUAAUGAAAAAACAAAAAAAUUACAACCUUCGCAACAUCAAAUUGAUCAAAUCAUUUAUAAUAAUCCAGAAUGCAAACAACAUAAAGAUCAAAAAUUUGUUAAAAUUUUGAUUAAAGAUCUGCAACCAAUAAGUAUUCAAAAUAAUGAAGGCUUUAGAGAGUUUAUUGCAGAAUUUGAUCUAUCAUACAAAAUUUAA